Branchiostoma floridae (Florida lancelet) is the source of this 2227-nucleotide messenger RNA. RefSeq names its product 1-deoxyxylulose-5-phosphate synthase YajO-like. NCBI's taxonomy places the organism in Eukaryota, Metazoa, Chordata, Leptocardii, Amphioxiformes, Branchiostomatidae. The record is from RefSeq and is a predicted model, not a curated record. Gene Ontology annotation, molecular function: oxidoreductase activity. The transcript has 8 exons. The coding region runs from base 203 to 1270 and encodes 355 amino acids.
CUUGCUGCGAAAAGAUUUGCCUUGUUGCGAACUGACGUUUGCGAACUGACAUUGUUGCGAAACAACCUGCUCAACAGGUUAUAACGUUUGCAGCGCCGUCAACGCCCGUCGGGUACAAGUGCAGGCAGAGUCCGAAGGUCGUAUAUUAAUCGUAUAAAGAGCUGCAAAAAGGUAUAACCGCACUUAGCAGUACCGAGUCAACAUGGCCGACAAGACUGAGUACCGAUUCCUGGGCGGCAGCGGUUUGAAGGUGUCCAACAUCUGCCUGGGCACCAUGACGUUUGGAGACUGGACGCUUUUGCCCGGGCAGUGCGACGAGGCGGCCUCCCAUGCCAUCCUGGAUCGCUACGUGGAGCUGGGAGGAAACUUCUUAGAUACUGCAGACAUGUAUGCCGAAGGAAGGUCUGAAGAGAUCAUAGGAAGCUGGUUGGAAAAACAGCAGCGAGAGAAGUUUAUUGUUGCCACCAAAGUCCGCUUCGGCAAGGGCAUCAACGGGGUAGGACUGAGCCGCCAUCACAUCAUGCAGUCCAUAGACGACAGUCUGCGCAGGCUCCGUACGGACUAUGUGGACCUGUACCAGAUCCAUAUGUGGGACGAGGCUGUCCCCAUCGAAGAGACCCUGUCAGCUCUGAAUGACCUGGUGCGCGCAGGGAAGGUGCAUUACCUGGGCGCCAGUAACGUCACCGGCUGGCAGCUGCAGAAGAUUGUUGAGCUGAGCAAGUCCAUGGGACUCAACAAGUGGAUAUCUCUUCAGGUGGAGUACAACCUUCUGUGCCGUGGGAUCGAGUGGGAGCUGGUUGAUGUCUGCAGGCGGGAGGGUAUCGGUAUCAUCCCGUGGAGCCCGCUCAAAGGAGGUCUGCUGACUGGGAAGUUCAAAAGAGAAGAUGACGCGCCUGAGGGAACCAGAAUCGCGGUCGUCACCAAGAAGGGAAUGGACCUGGAGGGGGCCCCAGACUUCGAGAGGAUUAAAAAAGAUGACAAGACCUGGAAGAUCAUUGAUGCCACGAAAAAUGCAGCUGAGGCUGCUGGUAAAACCCCGGCGCAGGUUGCAAUCCGCUGGCUGCUACAGAAGGACGUGGUGUCGUCUGUUAUCAUUGGCGCGAAAAGUCUUCAGCAGCUGGAGGACAACAUGGGUGCCGCCACUGGCUGGGAGAUCACGGAGGAACAGAUGGCUGAGCUCGACACUGUCAGCCAGAUGGAACCAACCUACCCCUACAGACUGCUCACAAGGAUGAACAGUGACAGGGUGAGGAAGAACAUGUGCCAGUAGAGUUCCAAGUGGCACUACCAACGGCGUUGUUAGACAGAUAUUACUUCCACAACCUGGAUUAAUGUACACUACGUCGGAUAUCGAUUUUGAAUGAUAAACAGUACAGCUUGAACGAAUGAGAUCAGACUAUAGAUGUUUAUUGGAUAGGAAAGAUCUUCAUACAUGGUUCUCAUUUAAGCACUGCUACUACUUUAUCUCCAGCUGGUUGUUGCCACUCAGCGCUGUAUAUGGUAUGUUUUGUAUCCUGUUUCAGUCACAUCAAAAGGUGACGAAAGACCAAACAGAACUUCAAUAACAAGAAACACAUCAAUUCCCACAGAUGCCACAUUAUUGCUUUUAAUGACCAGGACCCAUACAUUCACUUUUCUGUGCCUUUGAGAUAAGUACUCUUAAAGGUAAGUAGGCAGAACUGACAGUCAACACUCUCUGUUAGUUGAAUGGCAAGUAUUUAGCUUGACACCUAUUGUUUUGAUAAGCUAUGUAAAACAACCACUCAUUCACUUUUACAUGAAUGAAUGGAAUAUACCACCAGGCUGGUAGUGAUGGGAUUACUUUGCGAUCAAUGUUUGAUAGCUACAGGUCUCUUCUCUAUGAUAUACCGCACAUGUUCACUGUUUCCACCACUCUUCACCCAUCUGUGUAAUCAUUCCUUUAUCACAUUUCACCAGUGUAACUGUCACCUUGCGGCGGCCACAUCCAUGUACCCAACAUUGGUUACAACAGAAGUCAGCAGGGAAUGGGGUAAUCUACAACACAACCUCCUCAUUUUGUAGAUUCCACAUGAAAUUGUACAAAGCAUUCAUUCCAUAUCUCCAGAUCUCAUUCCAGAUCUCAUCCAGUAUCAUUUUACAAGACCAGGUUGUCCAUAACUUUGGCUAUUUACAUCUCUACCGUGAUAGGCAUUGACACAGUUAUGUUAAACAUUAUUUGCAACGCAUAAUAAAUGGGAAAAUCCUU